Molecule: messenger RNA, 522 nt
Organism: Aspergillus ruber CBS 135680
Lineage: Eukaryota; Fungi; Ascomycota; Eurotiomycetes; Eurotiales; Aspergillaceae
Exons: 1
Coding region: 12-248 (78 amino acids)
Source: RefSeq, a predicted model, not a curated record
CCCUGAUCAAAAUGCAUGAGUCACUGUAUACAUUUAACCAUCCGAACGUCUCUAGGAUCGGUUUAAUGGCAAGUGUGAUGAAUUUCAGAAGAAAGAAAGGUUUGAUAUCGCGUUCGAUGGGAUACCACCAACAACACCUAGUCGUAGCACCCAGCCCGCUGCUAUCGGAUAAAAAGUUGGCAUCUAGCAAUACAGGCCUAAUGCCAAGAGAGAUUUUGUCAGGAAAAAGAAGAUAUACAGACGGUUAAGGCCCCAGCAAUCUGUCUCUUUCAAUCUUGAGACUGCCCAAAAUGCAGUGGGAAGUAACAAGAAUGUAUAUCUAUCGGCAAUGUCUGAAUCUAUCAUGUGCUCGGAUGAGCUUAACUGCCACCAAUCCCUAGGAGUCAGGCCAAGUGAAACAAAAAACUGAGCAGGUCAUCUAUAAACGAGGUGCGACAGAAAUGUCCAAAGAUACUCGAGCAUCGCCUUUCCGAGACCGGAUCCCGACGAAAGUGUCACUUUAUGCACGAGACAGAAGAGAAG